AAACCAAUAAGGAAACUCCAAGGCACUCUCUUUUAGAACAAUACUAAGCCUUUAUUUAUGGCUUAGUCAUCUUAAAUCUUAAAGUAAUCCGACGCGUUUCGGAAUACAAGCCUUCGUUAUAUUUCCAAAACAGGAAGAGACCUUCUUAUAAGCUUUCAAACAGACCAAUCAACAAACACAACCAAUCAAAAACCUUCCUUUUGGUAGAGGGAGGUUCAGAGUUGUAGGAUUAUAGAAAGACCACUAGAUGUCCUCCUUGGUAUUAAAUAAACCAGUGUAUUGUGUAGACCUACAGUAUUUAGCGUGCCCCGGAGCCCCUGUGUCCCUGUGUUUAACCUCCUCCUCACAGAGGAUAGUUAGUAAGUGGACCUUUUGAGCUUAGAUGAUUGUUGUUUGCAAAAGUAGUGAUAGGAAAAUGUAAGGAACCCAAGUUAUUUGCAGUGAUGGCACGAGGAAGAAGGGAGAAGAAAUGAACUCCAUGUCUUCAUUAAACAUUCCUGUCAGAAUUAAUUCUAUUUUUAGAUUCUCAUACAAUGAGCUUCCUAAAGACAAGAACUGGUCUGCCUACAGCAGAUAAACACCUUUUGUCUCUUACCACAGUGCUAUAAAGGCAGUAACUGAAUGCUGCAGCCUCCAAAUGAGCAGCAAUAUACAACAAUAUCAGUUCUUUGAACAGUUCUUGACACUGUCACGUCUGAGGUAGGAAAGAACUCAAGACAAGCUGGGACUCACCUUGGCAGGGGAUUAAGGAUGGCAAUGUCUACAGGAGAAGUCACAAGCUACAGUGACUGGAUGUCGCAACUAGCACCUCAACUCCAAGACACUCCUCUCUAUAAACUGGCCAUACCAGGUAGCCAUGACUCAAUGAGUUAUGACUUGGACAUCAACUCCACUAUAAUAGAACCUGAUGAACUGAAAAAAUUGAGCCCGAUACUAUGUGCACGUGAACUAGUGCGCACAGCGGCGACUACUCAGGAUGUGACUAUCACACAGCAGCUGGAUGCAGGAGUUCGCUACUUUGACCUGAGGAUCUCUCGCAAGACAAAUGACCCAGAGCCCAAUAAGUUUUACUUUUAUCAUGGGCUGUGCACACGGACUGAUGCGGAGACUGUUCUCAGGGACAUAAAUGACUGGGCAGGGAAGCACCCCAAAGAGAUCCUCAUCCUGGCUUUAUCCCACUUCAAAGACUUCGACAACAACAUUGAAGAGCUCCACCACAAUCUUAUCGAAUCCAUCAAGACCGUGUUUGGAGCCAAACUCUGUAACAAGGUAUCAACACAGGACCCUUUCCCAACCCUGAAGAGUUGCUGGGACAAAGGCACAAAUGUCAUAGUUUCCUAUGAUUAUUCUGCAAAUCAGGAGCCCGAGUUAUGGCCUAGAAUAACUUAUUACUAUGGCAAUAGUAUGGAGCCCGCAACGGUUGAAUCAAAGCUCGAAUCAGAUCUUCAUAUGAGAGGGCCAAACGCACAGAAUUUCUUUGUGUGCGGCCUGAACCUGACACUGCCAGAAGACACCAGGGUACUCAAGUACAUCCUUAACCCUUUUGACAAGCUUACCAACGUCAUAAAGAGGAGUCUGCCAAGGAUGCUGCAGUGGUUAAAACAGCAAUAUAGCCAAACACCUUAUAUAAACAUAGUUGCCUCAGACUUGGUGACUUGUGAUGACUUUGUCUCAACGGUUGUCCAGCUCAAUAAGCCUACUCCAACAUGUGUGGAAGCAUAAUGGAAGCUCAACAUAAUUUAUUUAUUUCUUUCUCUCUUUCUUUAUUUCUUUCUUUCUUUUCUAGUUUCAUCUCAGUGUGCAGUAGGGCAGACUAUGCAUACUUUACACUGGUCGAUGAUAUUGUGGACCUGGAAGGGGCGCUGUGUAGCCUACUGUUGGGGAGGGAGGCUAGUCUAUAUGUAGGCUAUGUAGCCCAACUGUUACAGGCUAAGGAGCUGCAUGUUAUGAAAUUGUUUGCCAGGUUUUCUGGUUAUUAAUCACUGUAUAUAGAUAUGGGGCUGGGUUGCUGUCUGGUGUGUGUGUGUUUUUCUUUGUUUU
Messenger RNA from Perca fluviatilis (European perch), 2040 nucleotides. Its product is annotated as PI-PLC X domain-containing protein 1-like. The transcript has 7 exons. Lineage: Eukaryota; Metazoa; Chordata; Actinopteri; Perciformes; Percidae. Gene Ontology annotation, biological process: lipid metabolic process. Gene Ontology annotation, molecular function: phosphoric diester hydrolase activity. The record is from RefSeq and is a predicted model, not a curated record. Bases 751 to 1722 code for a protein of 323 amino acids.